AUGAAUAUAAAAUCAAUUAUGUCUCUUUUUGUUUGUAUUUAUAUUUUUACAAUAUUAACCGAAACCGUACAUUCACAAGGCCCAUAUCCAUAUGGUACAGAACCAGGAUGCUCGAUGUACGGGUUUAACGCAAGUUAUAUUAUUGUAGAUAAUUUCAAGCCAUAUGAUCAUACAGAUAUGGCACCAAACACUUGUCAAGCCUCUCACCCAGAAUAUUCAAAUUCUUCAUGUUGCACAUUCAAUCAAACUUUAGUAUUAUCAGAUAAUAUGGUUAUGGGAGCAGCAAUUUUUGGACGUUGUCCAGCAUGUCUUUAUAAUGUAUGGGAUCUCUGGUGUGCAUCAUCAUGUAGUCCAUAUCAAUCAUCUUUUAUGAUCCCCACCAAAAAUAAUACCGAGGGUAAAAUUUCAAAUAUUGAUUUUAUUCUUCAUCCAGAUUAUGCUUGGGGUUUAUAUAAUAGUUGUAAAGAUGUAAAUUCAAAUGGUGCACCACCAUUCGGCACCCUUUGCCCAACACCAUUACUGUUCUUCCAAUCAAUUUUCUCCACCAACCCUGCAUUUUCCAUCAACUGGGUUUUCAACGAAACUGGUUAUAAUGGUAAUAUAACUCCAUGUACUGCAAGUUGUUCAUGUGGUCAAUGUAGUGACUCUUGUACUGCUGCUCCUGCUGUAAACAAUAUUGUUUUCUUUAAUCAAUCAUUACCAUCAACCUAUAUGUUUGACCAAGAAUUACCAUGGUUAACAGUCGGAUUAAUUUGGGGAUUUGUAAUUUUUAUUUUAUCAUUACUUUUAUUAUCGAGUGGUUGGAUGUUAUACAAAAAAGAACUUUUAUUAAUCAGUACAUCAAAUCAAAAAAUUGGAGUAUUUAUGGCAUUGUUCAUAGUUUACGUUAUCGCUAUUUUAAUUCCAUUUAUUAUUGGCGCAGUCGAUUUACCAACUCAAACUACCCAAUGUCUUUGGAAAAUGCCAGGUGAUCACGAAUGGUACUGCGAUUUAGCUUUAUUUGUUGGAUCAUAUGUCAUGUUUGCUUUGACUGUUCUUUUUGUCAUGACCCUUGUUAUUUAUCUUUUAUCAUUAUCAUCCCAACCAAUCCCAGGCUCUUCAUCAGAUGUUUCAGUUAGACUUCCAAACUCUGAUUCACCAUCAGACUCUCCAUUAUUGCAGUCAAGUUCAAGUGAAAAUAGUUCUAGUUUUACAGCUGGUAAUUUUGUUCAAAAAUUAUUUUACAAAUAUGGUCAAGUAAUCGCAUCUCGUCCAUUGAUCGUCAUUGGAGUUUGUCUUAUAUUCACCGUUGUUAUGGGUGUUGGUAUUAAAUUUUUACAAAUUGAAGAAGAUCCAGUCAAACUUUGGGUUGCACCUGGAAGUAGAGCUGCUCUUGAUAAAGAUUAUUUUGAUUCAAACUUUGGACCAUUUUAUAGAGUUGAACAAUUAAUUAUUACACCAAAACAACCAGUCGAUUCUAUCUUCCAAUACGAUCUCCUUUUAGAACUCUUUAACAUUGAAAUUCAACUUAUGAAUUUAGUUACAAACUACAAUAACAAAACUGUCACCUUACAAGAUCUUUGUUUCCAACCAACUAAAAAAGGUUGUCUCGUAGAAAGUGUUUCUGGUCUUUGGCAAAGAGAUAUUAGUAAACUAAAUACUACUCAAAAUAAUAUUUUAGGUUAUUAUGAAAGUUGUCAAUCUAAUUUACUUGGUGCUUCAUGUAUGGAUGCAGUUGGUGCACCAGUAAAUCCAAGUGUAGUUUUAGGUGGUUGGGAGAAAAACUCAACCAAUGCAACCACAUUUGUUACUACAUUCCUUCUUAACAAUCCAAACUCUCAAGUAGACGAAGCAAUGGCCUGGGAAAAUGUAUGGUUAGCUACUAUCCAAAACAUUUCAAAAGCCUCAACAGUUUUCGAUAUCUCUUACAGUGCAGAGCGUUCAGUCCAAGAUGAAUUAUCACGUGAAAGUGAAGCUGAUGUUCCAACCAUUAUUAUUAGUUACAGUGUUAUGUUUUUAUAUGUCUCAUUUGCCCUAGGUAGUUACUACCCAUUCCCAAAUAGAUUCAGUUCCAUUUUGGUUCGUUCAAGAUUUGCACUUGGUUUAUGCGGUAUUUUAGUAGUUGCAUCAUCAAUCGUUAUCGCAGUAGGUAUUUGCAGUUAUGGUGGUCUUAAAGCCACUCUUAUUAUUUCCGAGGUUAUUCCUUUCUUAGUCUUGGCCAUUGGUGUCGAUAAUAUCUUUAUUAUGGUAAACACUUUUGAAACUCUUCAUGUAGUUCGUUACGAUCCUCAAACUGGUGCUUCAAUUUUACCCACCGCCGAGGAUUCAUUAGCUCGUACUCUUUCAAAAGUUGGUCCAUCCAUGGCUUUAGCUUCUCUUAGUGAAGCAUUAGCUUUUCUUUUAGGUUCAUUUACUGGUAUGCCAGCCGUUCAGGCUUUCUCAUAUUAUGCUUCAGUUGCUAUUCUCUUUGAUUUCCUUCUUCAAAUUAGUGCUUUUGCUUCUCUUUUGGUUUUGGAUACCAAACGUACAGAAUCAAGACGUAUCGAUUGUUUCCCAUGUGCUCAACUUGGCGGUGAUAAUUCAGAUGAUGAAGAUGAAGAUGAACGUCAACCAUUUAUGCGUGCUGACAUCAACAACAAUCUCAACUCACAAUAUAAACUUAAAAAAGCUAAAAAGACUACUCUACUUCAACUUGUCUUUAAGAACACCAUUACCCCACUUGUCGUUAAUCCAAUAUUUAAGAUUUUUUCAAUCGUUUUCUUUAUUGGUAUGCUUUUAGUUGGUAUCAAUUAUUCUUUCCAAGUUAGUAUUGGUCUCGAUCAAAGAGUAGCUCUUCCAAGAGAUAGUUAUCUUCAAGCUUAUUUUGAUAAUUUAGCAAAUUAUUUAGAAGUUGGUCCACCAUUUUAUAUUGUUGUCAAAGGUGAUUAUGACUAUGUAGAUGUAGCAACACAAAACGACUUAUGUACUGUAGCAGGUUGUAAUAAUAAUAGUCUUGUCAAUGUUUUCAAUAAUGCUCCUUAUAUUAGUCAAGGUAUCAGCUCAUGGCUCGACGAUUAUUUAUCUUGGUCACAAACCUUUGGUUGUUGUUUAUCUUAUCCAAAUGGUACCAUUUGUACUGAUCCAACUUGUUCCCCAUGCUUUUUAGUAACCAGCACAGGUCGUCCAACACCAGAAGAUUUCCAAGAGUAUCUCCAUGAUUUCCUUGGUGCACCAAAUACUGCCUCUUGUCCAAUUGCAGGUUUAGCCUACACAAGUGAUACCAAUAUUCAAAAUGGUACAAUUAUUGCCUCACGUUUCGAUGGUUAUCAUACACCAUUACGUACUCAAAACGACUAUAUCAAUGCUAUUCAAACUGCUUAUUUCUUGGCUGAUGAAUCCAAAUUGGAUGUUAUGGUCUAUAGUAUUUUCUAUGUCUACUUUGAAGCUUAUCUUACUAUCAAGAGUGUUGCUAUUACCUGCGUUCUUUUGGCUUUGGCUGGUGUAUUUGUAAUGUGUUUAAUCUUAUUAAUGAACCCAUUAGUUUCGUUAUUGGUAGUUAUUUCAGUAGGUAUGAUUUGUAUUGAUCUUCUUGGUAUUAUGACCCUUUGGAAUAUUAGUCUCAAUGCAGUAUCGGUAGUAAAUCUAGUAAUGGCAAUUGGUAUUGGUAUCGAAUUCAACGUUCAUAUUGCAUCCGCAUUUGUCAAAGCUCCAAAACAUCUCUCAAGAGAACAAAGAGUUAAAUAUGCCCUCAACGAAAUGGGUGCCAAUAUCAUUUCUGGUAUUUUCAUUACAAAAUUAUUAGGUGUCUCUGUACUUGGUUUCUCUUCAUCCGAAAUUUUCACUGUUUAUUACUUCCGUAUGUACUUAUCUAUAGUUAUUCUUGGUGCUCUUCAUGGUAUUAUUCUUCUCCCAGUAUUACUUUGCUUAUUUGGUAGUGAUGCUGUUCAAUUUGAUCGUAUUUGUAGCAAAAAAGAUAAAUAUUCUUUAUCUGAAGAAUAA
Messenger RNA from Dictyostelium purpureum, 3957 nucleotides. RefSeq lists its product as uncharacterized. The record is from RefSeq and is a predicted model, not a curated record. The transcript is spliced from 3 exons. Gene Ontology annotation, cellular component: membrane. Gene Ontology annotation, molecular function: lipid carrier activity. The coding region runs from base 1 to 3957 and encodes 1318 amino acids. NCBI's taxonomy places the organism in Eukaryota, Evosea, Eumycetozoa, Dictyosteliales, Dictyosteliaceae.